AUGUAUGCCCCGACAUCGAGUACGCCAGCCCCUGAUCACGGGUAUAUCGGUCUACUCUCGCGUACCCUUCAAGAACAGUGGGUACAACGGUUCGAUAGACACGGCUACGUCGAUGAAGCAGGAUUCGAGGAAAGUGACUUGCGCUCAGUGAUUAUAAAAGACCACAGUUACCUGUCUUCCACUGGCCGCCUUAUCAAGUAUGAAAUUCUUGUUGUCACUAGCACGGCUUAUAGGUGUCCAGUGUUUCUGGCCGUUUCAGGUCCAGAAGAAGCCGAUAAAGAUGAUUUGAUGGGUCUUAUACGUGAUCUAUUCAGGCGUGGUGAGUAUUGCCCCGGUGCUGGUUGGCCAAAGUUCGGGGCUGUGCUUCGUGGACACAAUAUUACCGUGCUGCAGUAUGAACAGGAUGAUACUUUGAGUAUCUUCGGCGAAAACCGACGAGAACGCAAUAUUUUACAUGGCAUUGGUGCUAUCUUGGGUGAUCUUGUCCCAUAUCUUCCGAUCGCUGAUAGAACCCUGGAUAAUCCGUAUCUAAGGAGGCGCUAA
This is a messenger RNA of Aspergillus welwitschiae, 543 nucleotides long. RefSeq lists its product as uncharacterized. The transcript has a single exon. Bases 1 to 543 code for a protein of 180 amino acids. Lineage: Eukaryota; Fungi; Ascomycota; Eurotiomycetes; Eurotiales; Aspergillaceae. The record is from RefSeq and is a predicted model, not a curated record.